Messenger RNA from Trichoderma virens Gv29-8, 972 nucleotides. RefSeq lists its product as uncharacterized. The transcript has 2 exons. Gene Ontology annotation, molecular function: 3'-5'-RNA exonuclease activity. Gene Ontology annotation, biological process: U6 snRNA 3'-end processing. NCBI's taxonomy places the organism in Eukaryota, Fungi, Ascomycota, Sordariomycetes, Hypocreales, Hypocreaceae. Bases 1 to 972 code for a protein of 323 amino acids. The record is from RefSeq and is a predicted model, not a curated record. Gene Ontology annotation, cellular component: nucleus.
AUGGCUCUGGUCGACUACUCCUCAUCGUCAUCAUCACAUUCCGACAGCGAAAACGAUGAAGCGCCAUCGGCACCGCCGGCCAAACGGCGUAAGCGCUCGCCGGGCUCCGGAACACAGCCAGACGUCCCGAGCGCUCCGUCAAGCUCCGAAUCUGGGCUGCCACCUUUGCCCGCGGCAUUCCAUGAUCUGUAUGCGUCCACCGUCCGCCACAGCGUCGUCGAUGAUCCCGCGCUGCAUCAGGGGCGCAAGAGACUGAUUCCUCACGUUGUGGGAAACUGGCCCAGCCAUCUGUACAUUGAGUGGCAUCCGCUGGCUGACCAGCACGAGAAGCUGGUUCAAUUGGUAUGCAGAGUCAACGAGCAGAUUGGCAGCCGAGUCAAGCUGCACAGCUUUCUGAAGAGUGACUUGGGGGCGCCCUUGCCUCUCCACAUCAGCCUGUCAAGGCCUAUUUCGCUCACCACCUCUAACAAAGAUGUUUUCCUCGACAAGAUCUCAUCUGCCCUGCAGGCCAGUGCCGUCCCGCAGUUCUCUGUUAGCCCCAAAAGAUUAAGAUGGUAUAAAUCUCCCGAUUCCAAUCGCACAUUUCUUAUCCUCCAAGUAGCAAGCUCGCGAACUUUGAGUAGCGCUGGAACGCUCUCGAAUCCAGAGCUUAUGCGACUGCUAAAUACAUGCAAUGACAUGGUCCAGUCAUUCAACCAGCCCAUUCUGUACCAGACCAAGGGUACGGACUCGGCUGAUGAAGCAUUCCACAUCUCCAUCGGAUGGGCACUUGAUUUACCUGUUGAUGAGGAGUCCAAUAAGGCUCUGUCAGCGUUUGGAGAUGAAGAGUUUCAGUCUCUCAAGUCAUGGGAGGUUUCGGUGCCCGGCGUCAAGGUAAAGAUAGGCAAUGUCGUAAGCCACCUACCGCUGUCCACCGGAGUAGCGUCAACUACGUCGUCAAAGGGGCUAUCAAGUUCACUCUUUGGACUUUGA